UCAUCAGUCUCGAACUCUGCCGUAGUGUAGCACAGCACACUCCCGCGGUCCCACCAGCUCAACUCAAGUCGGCAGAUCCGUCCAGCCGCCUGCGCUCCCACGCCAUUCUCCGCCGACGAAAGCUCCGCCGCAGAUUUGCUACCCCGGAUCUGCUACCGAGAUGGAUAGAGAAGCCAAGAAAGAAGGUUUCAGGAAGUAUCUUGAAUCCAGCGGCGUGCUCGAUACUCUCACGAAAGCUCUUGUUGCGUUGUAUGAGGAGAACGACAAGCCAUCAUCGGCAGUCGAGUUUGUUCAGCAGAAAUUGGGUGGUCCAUCGAUUUCCGACUAUGAAAAGCUCAAAGCCGAGAAGUUGGAUUUGCAACUGAAGUAUAAUGAGCUUUUAGAGACUCACAAGGAAACAAGUAGACAGUUGGAGGAACUUAAGAAUUUGAAGAUCGACGCACCUUGGAACUAAUGGAAUCAGCAGGUGUUGACAUAGUAGGUGUUACCAAGCAAAUAUAUAUGUCUCUUCAAUUUGGAUCACCAAGUCAUGUAAAAAAGAAACAUUUCUUGGCUAAACUUUGCCAACCAUGUGAUGUAAUACAUUAUACACUCCUUAGUCCCUUUGAAUGACGUGUGUGUUCCACUCAA
This is a messenger RNA of Aegilops tauschii subsp. strangulata, 630 nucleotides long. RefSeq lists its product as uncharacterized. Gene Ontology annotation, biological process: regulation of DNA-templated transcription. The record is from RefSeq and is a predicted model, not a curated record. Gene Ontology annotation, cellular component: nucleus. Lineage: Eukaryota; Viridiplantae; Streptophyta; Magnoliopsida; Poales; Poaceae. Gene Ontology annotation, molecular function: transcription coactivator activity.